This is a messenger RNA of Funneliformis geosporum, 1704 nucleotides long. NCBI's taxonomy places the organism in Eukaryota, Fungi, Glomeromycota, Glomeromycetes, Glomerales, Glomeraceae. The record is from the annotation of a GenBank genome assembly.
GAAAGGAUUGGUACAGAAUUAGAGAAAGUAAAUGUCGAGACUCUUGGAUUUGAUCAUCCAAUAUGCUCUGAAGUACUUGAUAUUAAAUCAGAACCCUUCACAGAGAUGCUUGAAUCACUUUGUGAUGUUUUUAAAGAACCUUCAAGAAAUACAGCAAAAGUAUGCGUGCACUUGACAUCAGAAGAUCGUGACGAAAUUCUUGGCAAGUAUAGGAAUCAUCUGCGUUCAAUAUUCACGUCAACAUCAACACUUAAAAAAGCAAAAGACAAAGCCUGUAAGCUGAAUGAUGCUGCGGAACGUUCAUUUCAACGCGUAGAAGUUACCUCAUUUUUUAAAAGAAUUGAUACACAGGUUGACACGAAUGCAACCGAAGGUCUUGUAAAUGCCACCGAAACUCUCGUGAACGCCAAAGAAAAUUUAUAUGAAUCGAAACUGAAGGCACGUGCGUAUGACAGAUAUAUAGAAAAUACGGAUGAAAAUGAUCGUUCAUCCAAACGCCUUAGACAAGAGACAAUAAUUUCAGAAGAGGACAAAAAACAACCUGACGCAAAUACAAUACUCAAAGCAGAUGAUGAUAAUUUUGAUGAGCGAAAAGAUGACAAUGAAGAUAAAGAUACAGAAAGAGUCGAAGAGGAAUCACAUUCAUCCAACUAUGUUAUGGAUAUCUUUUCCGAGUCGUGUUCUCGGCAACAAACGUCAAGUGAUUCGUUCUUAUUAACUCUUUUAGAGAAUUAUUGUGCCAAAGAAACAACCUCACUUUACAACCCAGCACACAGUUUUAUUAUAGAUCUGUCUCCGCCUUCAAAAAUAAAAGGUGAAUUUAACGAUAAGCAGUGGGCUGAGUUAGUCAGAAGAAGACCUGAUGCGGUCCGGAAGACUUACCAUCACGAGAUCGAGCCUAUUAUCGCCCACUUGUUUGGACAAAAAACGGAUCUAUCACAAGCUCGUAAAAGAUGGUACGAACUUAGAAAUUUGACUGCUCCUAUGUAUGACGAUAGUUUCUCAUAUGCAGAGGUUGAUUGGGAAAAAAUAAAGCGUUGGGUAGAACGAGUAACGGGACAAUUUCUAGACGCAUUUGAGUCCCUUCGAAAUCCGCUACAAAAUGACUGUCAUGAACGAGAGUGGACUGGCGACUAUAUCAUUCCUUUAAUACAAGGAGCUCUGAAAUUAGAUGGAAAUUUUUAUGUCCCAUGGGGAGAGAUUUCUGUCCUCGCAACCCAACGCCGUCGAAAUAAUGACAAGGAUAUACUUACCGAACAAGUUGAGCGAAGUCAUCAGGUGGAUCUCUUAUGUAAUUAUGAGCAAUACGAGGUUGCUUGCGCGCUUGCUUGCGGUGGACCAUAUACCUACGAUCUAACUAAACUCGCCUCAGAUGAAUUUAACCUUCCAAGAAUUAUGAAGGAUAUGCUCGAUGACUUAGAAUUAAAACUCCUAUAUGCCGGAAAGAACGGAUUGCAUCCAUAUAUUCUUGGGAUCCAGACAUAUGACAGAGGUUCGAAUCUACCUGAUGGAGAAACCUUACCACUAUUUGAAAUCUGCUUUAAGAGUGGCAUGGAACAUUCGGGCUUGAUUAACUCCUUGGUUCGGGAAUUCGAUACUGUUGAUGAUGAUGGGUUUAAAACUCCCCCCGUAACAUCAUCAGAUAAUAAGAAGACUCAGCAAACGCCAUCAAAACAACCAAAGAAAAAGAAAGCAAAAGAUUAG